UGUGAAUUGAACCAAAAAAAUUUCACUUUAAAAAAUAAGAAAGUGAAAAAAAUCUAGUUUAACUAAGGAAAUAUCGAGUUCAAAUAUUUUCAUACACUUGUUGGGGUAGCAUAAAACGCAAGCAAUAUGGUGUCGCUUUUCGAUAAAGCGAGAUCCACGAAUAAUCCAAAUAAGAUUUCGAUUAAGCAUCAGGAGUUCUUAAAGAGAAUCAAGAAGACUUUGUAUUAUGGACCAUCGAAUCCAAAUCGGAUGAUUUCUCAGCCAUUAGCACAACAAGUUGCGUCGCAUUUUAAUGAAAGUCGCAGGAACUACGAUUUGAAUGUGCUGGAUCUUAAAUUUGUCUCUAAGAUACGUCAACAAACUCCUUGCUCAAUGAUUCUAUCGUUAAUUUAUCUGGAAAGGCUCUUAAAAUCGGAUCCAACGUAUGCACGGCUAAUUAGUCCUUCGGAGUUGUUCCUAGUUACUCUGAUGGUUUCGACAAAAUUCUAUAGCGAUUACGAUGAAACGGAAGUUUUUCUCAAUAAUUGGGCAUACGAAGGUGAUCUGACUUUGGAACGACUUAAACAAUUGGAGAUUUCAUUCCUGAAUGCAAUACAAUGGAAUCUGGUUGUAAGCGAUAAUGAAUUUCAUGAGAAAUUAAAGACUGUCGAGAGAUUACUAGCAUUAAAGGAAGGAUUAACGCGGAAUUGGUUUACAUACAGCGAAUUAGACAUGCUUAUGCCAACGAUUGAAAUAGCUAAACAAAUUAUUCAUUACGCAACAAUUUCUAUGUUCAUUUAUGGAUGCAGUGUAUUAACUCUUGCCUUAUCCAGUAUCAUAUUGACGACUAUUCCUGCGCAACUUAAUAAAGAGCUCCGCACAAGUCAAAAUCAUACAUCAGAUUCCAUUUUACCAAACGCCUUAACACCAGAUGAGAUGAUCUCCAUUAAUGACAAAUUUAAUCAUGAUAAUCAGACUGAAUGUACCUUUGAUUUCGAUGUGAACGAUACAGCUUUGGAACGGCUUACUAGCGAUAUUUCGUACUGUAAUUUUACCAUCGACUUUCCUUUAUCUAAUCAGUUUAAAUUGGAGACAAAGACUUCCGACAAGUUUCAUUUUGAUAUUUUUCAAAAAUACAAUCCAGUGCCUUUAGUUUGGUAGCAUCAAUCACACUCAACCAAUCACUAUUAUUUUAUUAAUUCGUAUUUAAUUUGAAAAGAGAAAUUUUCUUUUCCAAUUGUUUAAAUUAUCAAUGUUAAUUAACGAUUCAAAAUUGUUUAAUUGAGCAUUCAAGUAAUUUUCGAGCUCAAGUGGUUUAUUGUGCAUUUUAAUUACGGUUGGUUUUUCAACGGAAAUUCAAAUUUAAACUGUCAAAAAAUAUUUGAAAUACUAAGGAAUUGUACGGUUUUAACUGAAAUAUUCAAAAAUUAAAAAGCCGUUAAAUUUUCAAAAAUGUGUCUCUGCUACUUAAACUUCAAAAAUGUCGUUAAAUUCUAUAAAUUCAUGAUUAAUUGCACGUAAACCACCGUACCAAAGCUCAAUAACAGCUAUACAAUUAGCUUGUCCGAAAGUUUAUCAUUGCUCCAUUUUUAAAAGCCACAAAAAUCCUUAAAAAAUACUUUUUUAAAUCAAAUUGAACGAGAUGUAAUUUCUAAUUUAUAAACUGUAGAUUUUUUGAU
Messenger RNA from Chironomus riparius, 1658 nucleotides. Lineage: Eukaryota; Metazoa; Arthropoda; Insecta; Diptera; Chironomidae. The record is from the annotation of a GenBank genome assembly.